Dracunculus medinensis (Guinea worm) is the source of this 744-nucleotide messenger RNA. NCBI's taxonomy places the organism in Eukaryota, Metazoa, Nematoda, Chromadorea, Rhabditida, Dracunculidae. The record is from the annotation of a GenBank genome assembly.
AUGAAAUGCACUAUCAAAAUCCAUAAAUCAUGUGAGGAAUUUUCCGCGCGUCCGUUAUUGGAAAUCACUGGAAAUACCGGAAAUUUAAAUAAUACAGGCAACGUGGAGAUCGAAGAAUGUGUUAAGCUUAAAUUAGUUGGAAAUCAGCAUAAAAAACGACCGUCUGUGGAUUCUUGUCCAGAGGAUCCAGUUUGUUCAACGAUAUUCCCCUAUGAUCCAGCGAAUGCUGCUGAUUUAGUAAACAAUUUGAGAGAGGAUCAAGAUUAUAAGAUUCCUGAACUAUGCAACAAGGUUAAGGAUUUCGCAGCAAGAAUGUGUCCGAAAACGUGUGCGAUGUGUUGCAAAACGAAGGAAUUUAACUGUCACGAUGUCAGUCCUGAUGCAUGUCGAAGGUUGGAUAGAAAUAUUUGUUUAACUGUACCUAGCGUAGCACUAUCGAUGUGCCCAUUUACAUGUGGCCUUUGUCACAGACCCGGUGCUGCUGGAAUGUGUCCAGAUGAAAACGAAAAUUGUGCGGCUAUUUUCCAUUUGGACCCUACAUGCAGUACGGAUUUCAUGAAGAGGUCUUGCAAGAAGACAUGUAGAUUAACGGAUUGCUUACCAGGUAAUGCAACUUCAAAUUCGUCAACUUGUACCGAUUUACACCCUCAAUGUCAAGCAAAUGCCCGGUAUUGCAAUAUAGGCGACUAUGGAGUUGUAAUGAGCAGAGUUUGUAGAUUAACUUGUCGUCAUUGUACUCCUUAG